AUCAAACUAAUUCAAAGGAUUCGUGGAUGGCUAAAAUGCACGUUAUCUAACGCCCUGGCCUAGUAUCUUGGAGCAAGUGAAUUGAUUCCAUUGAAUCCUAGCACACUUGAGUGCUAGUAAUCCGCUGAGCAAAAAUGGCAGCCAUGACCAUGGCACGGUUGCAGCUCUGUCACCCAUCAUCACCCAUCAUCAAACCCUCCAUGCUUUUAUUGAAACUCGGUAAUUCACCUUCUCAUGCUCUUCGUCCCCGCAAAUUCUCAGUCACCACCACCACUCCCUGCUCUGCUUCGAAUCACAGCCAAACCCAAGAGAGUUGUGAUGGGUCUAUUGUUGGGGAUCUGCUGGACUAUCUCAACGAAUCGUGGACUCAGUUUCACGCAACUGCGGAAGCAAAAAGGCAACUUACUGCUGCUGGUUUUCAUUUGCUUAAUGAAAAUGAUGAAUGGGACCUAAAGCCCGGCGGACGCUACUUCUUUACAAGGAACAUGUCUUGCUUGGUUGCUUUUGCUGUUGGAGAGAAGUACACUGUUGGAAAUGGUUUUCAUGUGAUAGCUGCACACACAGACAGCCCAUGCUUGAAGCUCAAACCAAAAUCUGCAUCCUCCAAAUCUAAUUACCUAAUGGUCAAUGUGCAGACCUAUGGAGGUGGUUUAUGGCACACUUGGUUUGAUAGAGACUUGAGUGUUGCAGGAAGGGUAAUAGUGAGAGGCACUGAUGGUUCUUUUGUGCACAAGCUUGUCAAAGUAAAGAGAUCUUUGCUACGUGUACCGACGUUGGCAAUUCAUCUUGAUCGCACAGUGAAUAAGGAUGGGUUUAAACCAAAUCUGGAAACUCAUCUUGUUCCACUAUUUUCAAUAAAAUCUGAGGAAAAAUCUCUAGAGUUGAAAGAUAAAGAUACUGCAGCUUCCUCAAAAGCUGUUCAUCAUCCACUGCUUAUGCAGAUCUUGUCAGAUGAGCUGAAUUGUGGCAUUGAUGAAAUAGUUAGUAUUGAAUUGAAUGUUUGUGAUACACAAGCUAGUUGCCUUGGCGGUGCAAACAAUGAAUUUAUAUUUUCUGGAAGAUUGGAUAAUCUUGCUUCAACUUUUUGCGCAUUAAGAGCUCUUAUUGAUUCAUCCAAGUCUUCAAAUGAUUUAUCGAGUGAGCCCGCUAUUCGUAUGGUUGCUUUAUUUGAUAAUGAAGAGGUGGGUUCAGGUUCAGUUCAGGGAGCUGGUGCACCAACCAUGUUUCAGGCCAUGAGGCGAAUAGUUGGAUGCCUGACUCAUAAUAAAGUUAGUGAAGGUGGUAUUGAGCGUGCAAUUCGGCAAUCUUUUCUUGUGGAUUUAGAUAUGUCUCAUGGAGUUCAUCCAAAUUUUAUGGACAAGCAUGAAGAACACCAUCGACCAGAAAUGAAAAAGGGGCUUGUUAUCAAGCACAAUGCAAACCAGCGAUAUGCUACCAAUGGGAUCACAGCUUUUCUCUUUAAAGAAGUUGGCAAAAUCCUGAGCCUUCCAACUCAGGAAUUUGUGGUGAGGAACGAUAUGGGAUGUGGAUCCACCAUAGGUCCUAUACUUGCUUCUGGUGUUGGCAUCCGUACUGUUGAUUGCGGCAUUGCUCAACUUUCCAUGCACAGUGUGAGAGAGGUAUGUGCAAAAGAGGACAUAGACAUUGCUUACAAGCAUUUCAAGGCAUUCUACGAAAACUUUUCAAGCAUAGACAAGAAACUACAAGUGGAUUAAGCCAGCAGAAAUUAUCAUUUUCAAGGGUGUGCUUUCUUUUAGGUUUGGGUUGAAGUGCAGCGUGAAGAGAGAGAGAGAGAGAGAGAGAGAGAGAGGGAGAACAGAAGAUAUUUUGUAUUUUGCUUUAUCAAACAUUUUUAUUAUUGGCAAGCAUAAUCUUGAAUCCAAAAAUGAAGAUAUAAAAGAGCUUCAACAUGUAACUAUAGGUAAAGACUAAUAUGUAGAAGAAAAACUAACAAUAAUUUGAAUCUUCUUGCUUUGUGAGGAA
This is a messenger RNA of Jatropha curcas, 1983 nucleotides long. The record is from RefSeq and is a predicted model, not a curated record. NCBI's taxonomy places the organism in Eukaryota, Viridiplantae, Streptophyta, Magnoliopsida, Malpighiales, Euphorbiaceae.